AUGGCGACCCCUUCGCUGACCCCGGCUUCUUCCUCCAUCAAUGACACCCCCUCUCCCUCCCUCUUCUUUUUCUUCCUCGCUUCGUCAGUUGCUGGAGCGGAGCGCCAUCACACCUUCAGGUCAGUGGGAGCAUAUGGUGCGAAGGCCGGAACAAAUUCGCCGGCCCAGGGUAGCGAAAGGCUGCAGCAGGAGAGGAGCAUGGUCUGUGAAGGGCCCCGUCCCCUUCCAAAGACCUUUCAGAUGGCCAUCAAUGGUCCCCGUGAGAUUUCUAAGCUGUUACAUGUUGGCAGCAGCUCCGGCCUGACGCCCAUCCCCCGGGAGCCACUGCACAGUCCCCCAAACAUCUGGCGGGAAUGUUGGAAAGUCAAGGUCUCGUCCGGAGAGAACCGGCGGCACGGCGGGUCGUGUGACACGGAGCUUUUAUUGUUAUCUGAGCCGGAGCGGCGCUCCCAAGACGGGAACCCGAGAGGGGGGGAGGAUGAGUUCCCUAACAGGACGGACACAACGUUGACGACUUUGGCAAAUGGCUUAUCGACGACGACAACCGAAAGAUGCAUUUGUGGCAAGGUUUGCAAGAACGAGCGCGGCCUUAAAAUCCAUCAAGGCCGAAUGAAAUGCUUGGCCCAGGAGAGUGCAACACAGCGCACAGGACCCAGUCCUGGUGAGACGACGGAGGAGCCCGGCCGGGAGACACCCCACAGAGCCCAGAACCUCCAAGUGCCAAGCUCUCCUGCUCCCAGCAUAGUAGUUCAGCAGCCUCGUAUCAAGUGGCCUCCAGCUAACCAACACAAAGUGUGGCACCAAUUCGAUGAGGACAUCACCAGAGUCAUCGAAUCAACAGCAAAAGGGGAUGUCGACAGACGGCUUCAGACCAUAACCACCAUCAUUGUCACCUACGGAACAGAGAGGUUUGGUGUGGAAGAGCGCAAGUCCACCAGACCCAACUACACCAUGAACCGUAGGGCAGAGAAGAUCCAUCAACUGCGGCAGGAGCUUCGGUCCCUGGCAAGACAGUACAAGGCAGCAUCUGAGGAGGAGAAACCGCCACUGGCUGAGCUCCGAAACAUCAUCAGGAGGAAACUCACUACCCUGCGUAGAGCUGAAUGGCACAGGAGACGCAGGAGAGAGAGAGCCAGGAAGCGAACUGCUUUCAUAGCUGAUCCAUUCGGAUUCAUCAAACAGCUUUUGGGGCAAAAGCGCAGUGGGCAUCUAGCCUGCUCCAAGGAGGAGGUAGACUACUUCCUGAAAAACAACUUGAGUGACCCCGAAAGAGAGCAAGACCUAGGGCCCCUCAGUGCCUUAUUGGACAUACCAUCUCCCACUGUCGAUUUCAACACCGGCGAGCCCACCUGGAAGGAAAUCCAGGAUGUGGUUGCUGCUGCCAGAUCCAGAUCAGCUCCAGGACCCAGUGGAGUACCGUACAAGGUGUACAAGCGCUGCCCUGGACUCCUUAGAAUCCUCUGGAAGACCCUGCGUGUGAUUUGGCGCAGAGGAGCUGUGGCAGAUCAGUGGAGGCUUGCGGAGGGUGUCUGGAUACCCAAGGAAGAGAAUUCCACCAAGCUGGAGCAAUUCAGAACCAUCUCGCUUCUUAGCGUUGAGGGGAAGAUCUUCUUCAGCAUCCUUUCCAGAAGGUUGACAGACUUUCUCCUCAAGAAUGCCUACAUUGAUACCGCUGUCCAGAAAGGUGGUAUCCCUGGUGUGUCAGGAUGCCUAGAACACACUGGAGUAGUCACCCAGCUAAUCCGGGAGGCGCGGGAGGGCAAGGGAGACCUCGUCGUGCUCUGGCUUGACCUGGCCAGUGCCUUCGGCUCCAUACCCCACAAGCUUGUGGAGACUACCCUGGACCGUCACCAUGUACCCAGGAAGAUCAAGGACCUCAUUCUGAAUUACUACGGGAACUUCAGACUCAGAGUCACUUCUGGGAGCACAACAUCUGACUGGCACAGGCUCGAAAAGGGCAUUAUAACUGGGUGUACGAUCUCAGUUAGCCUUUUUGCCCUGGCCAUGAACAUGGUAGUCAAGGCAGCCGAAAGGGAGUGCAGAGGUCCUCUGUCCAAGUCUGGCAUUCGGCAACCACCCAUCAGAGCCUUUAUGGACGAUCUCACCGUCACCACGACAUCUGUGCCUGGUGGGAGAUGGAUACUCCAGGGCCUGGAAAAGCUCAUAUCCUGGGCAAGAAUGAGCUUCAAACCAAUUAAAUCCAGGGCAAUGGUGUUGAAGAAGGGAAAAGUGGUAGACAAGUUUCGCUUCUUUGUGGAUGGCACGGCAAUCCCAUCUAUCACCGAGAAACCAGUCAAGAGCCUGGGCAAGAUCUUCGACUGUAGUCUCAGGGAUUCUGCAUCAAUCCAAAUCACCAUCAAGGAGCUUGAGACGUGGCUGUCGGCAGUUGACAAGUCUGGCUUACCUGGCAGGUUUAAGGCGUGGAUUUACCAGCAUGGCGUCCUACCCCGGGUACUUUGGCCUCUGUUGGUGUACGAGGUGCCCCUGUCGACUGUAGAGACUCUGGAGAGGAGGAUCAGCACUUACCUCCGUAGAUGGAUGGGCUUCCCACGCAGCCUAUGCAGUGUAGCACUGUAUGGGAGGACCAACAAACUACAGCUCCCUUUCAGCAGCCUUGAUGAGGAGUUCAGGGUCUCUCGCACAAGUGAGGCCUUGCUCUAUCGCGACUCCAAGGACUCUAAAGUAGCAUCAGCGGGCAUCGUGGUGCGAACUGGCAGGAAAUGGAGGGCUCAAGAUGGUCUGGUGGUGGCUGAGUCCCGGCUGAGACACAGGGCUCUGGUGGGCACAGUGGCAAUGGGUCGAUCUGGGCUGGGUGCGAUUCCUCAACCUUGCUAUGAGAAGGCACAUGGAAAGGACAAACGAGAGCUAGUCCUGAAGGAGGUGCGGGCAGGGGUCGAGGAGGAACGGACCAGCAGGAUGGUGGGCAUGCAGCAGCAGGGAGCAUGGACAAAGUGGGAGGGGGUGCUGGAGAGGAAGGUGACCUGGUCUGAGAUCUGGAAGGCAGAACCCCAGCGCAUCGGGUUCAUGGUCCGUGCUGUUUAUGAUGUCCUGCCCAGCCCAGCCAAUCUCCAUCUCUGGGGCAUGAGUGACUCUCCAGCAUGUGCCCUGUGCUCCAGGAAAGGCUCUCUGGAGCACAUCCUAAGCAGCUGCUCAAAAGCCCUCGGGGAGGGUCGUUACCGUUGGAGGCAUGACCAGGUGCUGAAGACUGUUGCUGAAAGCAUCUCCAAGGCCGUGGCCAAAAACAUCAGCCACAAGCAACAGCUUGGCAAGAGGAACAUUGCCUUUGUCAGGGCUGGAGAACAACCACUACCACAGCCCAAACCAGCUGGCUAUCUCACCUCAGCAGUGGACUGGGAUCUCCGAGUCGACCUAGAUAAGCAGCUCAAGUUCCCAGACCACAUCACAGCAACUUCCCUGAGGCCAGACAUCGUGCUAGCGUCAGUCUCUUCAAGGCAGGUGCUUCUGUUAGAACUGACAGUUCCCUGGGAGGAUUGUAUAGAGGAGGCAAACGAGCGGAAGCGGUCAAAGUACCAGGAGUUGGUUGAGCAAUGUCUAAGAGCAGGGUGGAAGGCACGAUGCGAGCCCAUUGAAGUAGGGUGCAGGGGCUUUGCUGGCCGCUCAUUGUGCAAGGUUUUCACACUACUUGGCAUCACCGGGGCUGCAAAAUGGAAAGCCAUUAAGUCCACCAUGGAGGCAGCAGAGAGAGCCUCCAGGUGGCUGUGGAUCAGGAGGAGCGAUCUGUGGGCCCAUGCUACUGGGACACAAGCCGGGGAAUGA
Molecule: messenger RNA, 3777 nt
Organism: Dunckerocampus dactyliophorus (ringed pipefish)
Lineage: Eukaryota; Metazoa; Chordata; Actinopteri; Syngnathiformes; Syngnathidae
Exons: 3
Coding region: 1-3777 (1258 amino acids)
Source: RefSeq, a predicted model, not a curated record